ACAGAGGAGCGGACGGACCCUCCGGAGUCUCUGCAGUCACUCUGUCAGCGCGCUGCGCACUUCAGCGGACUUCAGCAGCCUGAAGUUAACACCAACUGGCUUUUAUUUCCACCACUCUGGACUGUGCGGACUCCACUGAUUAAACCUAAUCUUUUUUUUUUCUUUUUUCUAUUUUUUUUUAAAUCUACUACUCGCUCUCCAGCCUGCACGCGGGAGGGAGGGAGUUUUUCUUACAGGCUCUGGGUUUUCCCUGUGAUGACCUCACUGCUGUUCCCUGGCAACACCUACGCUGCAAUGAAGGACCUCUCCUCCUCCUCCUCCUCCUCCUCGCCGUCCUCCUCCACCUCUCCUCUCAACUCCCUCCUCCACUACCCUUCCUCCAAAACUUCCGUGGCACCCUUCUCCCCAUCUGCCAGCACCACCUCCUCUCGCGGAUCGGCCCUGUCCUCGGCACCGCUCUCCAAGCCGCAGCCCUUCUGCCUGCAGACGGGGCCUCACCUCAUUGCCAGCAUGCAGCUGCAGAAGCUCAACUCACACUACCAAAGCCUCGCCAGCGCCUCUGCCGGACACCCGGCGCCCAGCGGGGCUCAAAGGGGGUUCGGCGCCUCGCCACUGGGGGCUGGUAAUCAGCUCUUGGGACCGUCUGGAGGCCUUGGAGGAGGCGGGAUGGGCGUCGGGAUUGGCAUGGCGAACCAAGGCUCUGGUGCGGCCGGGAUUAUCGAUUUUGACCCCGUGGACGAGGAGGUGCUCAUGUCUCUGGUGGUGGAGCUGGGUUUGGACCGAGCCAACGAGCUGCCCGAGCUCUGGCUGGGACAGAACGAGUUUGACUUCAUGUCAGACGUGCCGGCCGGAUGCUGACCUAUGAGGAAAAAAAUGCGCAGAUGCAGUGGAAUUGAUUGACAGCGAGAGAGAUGACUUCUCUCCCUGGUUUGGUUUUUCUCUUUCCUCCCUUUGUUGGCUGAUAAAAUGAGGAAACAGAAGAGACGCUGAGUGACAGAGAAAGCGAUUCAAAGGCUCCCUCUCUGUUUCUGUUUUGCUUUCAUACCCUCCUACAGGGAGACAAAGGAAAAGACAAGCUUGCUUUUGAUUUUUCUUGUUUCUAUAAAGGAAUCGGUGCUUCUUUUCUUUACUGAGAUGAAACCAGUGGUGGUCCCACUCUGAUCUGUAUUUCCCUUUCAUUUAAAAGACGGAUGCUUUAACAGACUAUGAGCAGAAACGAGGAGUCAGAGACUGCUCCUGCUCCUAUCCUGUUUCCUCCAUCAAUCGGGCUUAAUGAAAACAAGUUGACUGACACGAGAAGGGCUGACAAAGACAUUCGAGCCACCCUCUAUAGAGAGGAGUAAGAUACACCUGUUGGACUUGAUCCCCCCCCUCUUUUCUUAGUGCCGCCCUGAAUUGAUAAAGUCGACGAUUAAGGAGAAUGAAAAUGGGAGGCACAACUUUAUGGGAGAAUUGCAGAGGAUGGCAGACACUACACUUCCUCUUUUCUUAAUAGACAAUAUUAGACUCUAGUCUCUUGGGAAACAGACCCCUGCCUCUUGGCUUCACAAAGAAACUGAUUGUCUUAGACUUGGUUAUCUUAGUGUGUAUACUUCUUUUUUUUUUUUUUUUUUUGUUUAAAUUUCAUUCAAGCAGUUGUAUUCAUACAACACGUUAUUUAAGACAGUGGCUGAUAUCCAUCCGGAUACAAGCAGACAAGGAGCGCUUCUGUGGCGAGUCCCAAGUCAGUUCUACUUUCUGAGCAUAGUGAGUUAGAUCCAAAAAUGUGGAAUCUUUUGGAGCAAAUCACCUCUUAAACCAACCAAGAGCCUUCUGGUCACACAAGUCGGCGCUACAUGCGUGCGUUUCAUUGUCUGAUGUGCAAGGUGAAUAAAGAAGGCUGGGCUAGUCAGACUAGUGGCAGGGAUCCUUUCCUAAAUGGAGCAGCAAAGACAGUCGAAUCCAAAUGCCCCCUGCUUUUUAUUUUUUCCACUAUGCCACUUUAAACUGGUUCCUUCACCUCCAGUUCGCAACCAUCGUUGCUGCACUUCCAUGUUCCUGAUGAGGAAGUGCGAUUAGGCCUGGAGGCUGGCUUUAGACCACCUGGUCAUGAUAGAAACCACUGAAGUGAAGCCGUCAGGAUGCUUGGGAUGAGACCAAGUUAAAGCUGCAGAUUUGAUCUGUCCAUUUACUUGUCCAUAUUAUAGAGCCAGCUCCUCUUUUGACAUCUCAUGAAUGUCCUCAGGCAGCCACAACUGGAGGUCCUUUGUUCAUCUUCUCCUAUUGCAAUCAAAAUAAAAGCUUUGUUUCUGGUUGAAAUUCAUGCAUGAAUCCAUCAAAACAAUACAAGCUCAAUCCCACUUUUAGCCUUUCUAGAGCUCUCGGCUGUGACCUGCAGCUGAACUUUAGACCUCACCUUUGAAGCAGUCCCCAGAGUGUUGGAUUACACUGUAAACCACUACUAACUUAGCAUGUUAAUUCCAUGUCUAUGCCAUGUGAUACAGCUGAAAGGUCUGAGGAGAAACAUUAAUAAGUGGACUUUGGGGGGGUCUGUUGUGUAAAAUUUUACAUGCAUAAAUGUUUUUGUUUUUUUUUUCUUUUUGCCCACAUGAAAAGCUUCACAACUUAAAUCUAAUAUGUGAAUAUAUGAGAAUCGUGUGACUUUUUUACAUUUGAAAAAAAUCACAUGUAAAGCAGGGUGAGGGUAUUUGAAAUGGAUGAUAAUGAGGUUUGAAAUAUUUCUGAGAAGCCAAAAUCCUCUAUUUGUCUGAGUCUGAGAAUGUGUUUAUACGCCUUAAUGUCAAAAAAUAAAUAACCUCUCAGAUUGUA
Messenger RNA from Archocentrus centrarchus (flier cichlid), 2808 nucleotides. It is a transcript of the gene cited1, whose product is annotated as Cbp/p300-interacting transactivator, with Glu/Asp-rich carboxy-terminal domain, 1. The transcript is spliced from 2 exons. The coding region runs from base 256 to 858 and encodes 200 amino acids. The record is from RefSeq and is a predicted model, not a curated record. NCBI's taxonomy places the organism in Eukaryota, Metazoa, Chordata, Actinopteri, Cichliformes, Cichlidae. Gene Ontology annotation, biological process: regulation of DNA-templated transcription. Gene Ontology annotation, molecular function: transcription coactivator activity. Gene Ontology annotation, cellular component: nucleus.